Messenger RNA from Larimichthys crocea (large yellow croaker), 1821 nucleotides. It is a transcript of the gene lhfpl6, whose product is annotated as LHFPL tetraspan subfamily member 6. NCBI's taxonomy places the organism in Eukaryota, Metazoa, Chordata, Actinopteri, Sciaenidae. Bases 490 to 1092 code for a protein of 200 amino acids. Gene Ontology annotation, cellular component: membrane. The record is from RefSeq and is a predicted model, not a curated record. The transcript is spliced from 4 exons.
UCUCUCUCUCUCUCUCUCUGAGCAGGAAUGUGGAAACGGGUCCAGUCAGUCAGCUCAGCUCCGCACGUCUCUGCACAGCACAGGAGUGAAUAAUUGAUCUUUGCCUCGGUUAAAUAUAUUGAUGAGGAGGAAGUGAUUUGGAUUCUGCGCUCACUCUUUUUUCUUUUUCUUUUUUUUCUCGUGGAUUCCCAUUCUCAGGACACAUCCCUCUCUCUCUCUCUCUCUCUUUAUUUUUUCCUCGACUGAAGAAAAGUUUGCUCUGAGACACAAACACAGCUGGAGGAGUCGGCAGAUGGAAAUAACCUCUCAGUGUCCACCGAGCGCACCUUAUUCCGGAGCUCUCCCAACAUGGACCCGGAGUCACUGAGAAGGUGAAGACUGCUUGUGUGUUAAAUGCUCACUGCGAGGCUUCCCACAACAACAGCGACUGCUCAUAAAACUGCUGUUAGUUCAGUGACUGUGUGAACUCGUUCGGGCAGACUGUUUACCAUGGCGUCUAGUCUGACAUGUACGGGUGUUAUCUGGGCCCUGCUGUCCCUGCUGUGUGCUGCUGCCUCCUGCGUUGGCUUCUUCAUGCCCUACUGGCUGCUGGGUACACAGAUGGAUAAGCCCGUGUCCUUUGGUACCUUUCGGCGCUGCUCCUACCCAGUGAGGGACGAGGAGAGGCAGGCCACGGUGAUGCUGGAGCAGUGUGGGCGCUACGCCUCCUUCAACGGCAUCCCGAGUCUGGAGUGGAGGAUCUGCACGGUGGUGACGGGCGUGGGAUGUGGCCUCCUCCUGCUGGUGGCACUCACAGCUCUCAUGGGCUGCUGCAUCUCUGAUCUCAUCUCACGUACAAUUGGCCGUGUGGCCGGCGGCAUCCAGUUUGUUGGAGGUCUGCUCAUAGGCUCUGGAUGUGCACUCUAUCCGCUGGGAUGGGACAGUGAGGAAGUACAACAGACCUGCAACAACAGCUCAGACCAGUUUCAGCUAGGUUCCUGCCAGAUCGGAUGGGCAUAUUAUUGCACAGGGGCAGGGGCGGCGGCGGCCAUGCUGCUGUGCACCUGGCUUUCCUGUUUCGCCGGGAAGAAGCAGAAGCAGUACCCGUACUGAAGAGAGAGAGAGACGGGUACGGGCGGACGGAGACCUCAAGGCGAUGCGGCGAAAGGGAGAGUAGUCUGACUCUGUGGACUCACACCAGUACAGCACAUCAGGCACCAAAGACACCAAGUCAUUGUGGUGCUCUGCACAUCAUGGGACACUACUCAUCUGACAACUGCAGGGACUGUUUCAUUAUGCAGCACAUACACACACACAUGCGUACACACACACACACACACACAGCUUUGAAAACUGGUUCUUCUCUUAAAAGUUGUUCUUAAAUGAAAAAUGUACGGACCAAUCCUAUUUGUAAAAUUGUUACAUAACUAUUUCUUUCAUGAGAAGUGUGUCCGCCUUUUUAUUUCUGUGUCUUCCUCCACUUCCGUCAUUGAUGUUUAUGUGAUAGUGUGCCCUGUGAUGAAGAGAAAAAGUAAUAUUGCUUCAUUGUUACGUGAAGUGUUUCUGUCUCCUCUUCAUGUCUCAUCCUUGCCUUAAAACACAAACUGAAAUGCAAUAAUCCCCUAUACCUAAUGUAAAGCAAUCCAACACUGGCUGCCUGCUUCCUCAAUUCAGCCUUUUCAGAUUCCAAAAGAAAUCUAAGCAUAGUUUAUUUAACACGUUCAUAAAGUAUACGUCGUGUAUGAUAAUGUAUUUUAUCAUAUUAGCACAUGUUUUGUAUUCACUCUUCAAAUUAUUCUUUGUCAUUAUUUUUUCUGUUUUGUAAAUAAAUGUUUACUGAAG